ACAAACGCGAUUGGUGCCGAUGAGGACGCUGGUGAUUCCGCAAUACACAGGCAGAGCGGGCGAAGGGAACCAAGCAGUAACUCAGCCACAUGUUUAAACCAUCUAUUUGGAUAGAUUUAGUCCGGAAUUUGCUGUUUUAAAAAAAGAGGAAGACAUUAAGACAGCCAACUGAGACGGCGAUGGUGAUAUGAAUUAUUUGUUAAAGGUUUCGCGGGAAAGCUAGCAGAGCACAGCCGGCGAAUUCAAGCAGAGCCAGAGGAGCCCAACAGUUAGCUAGCUUUAGCCUGUUAGCUACCGUUAGCUCAGGAGCCGCUAAUCCGUCCACUCUCGCCAGACACCUGCACGCCGCGCUCCCCGGUGUUACACCUAACAAGCUGAUAACAGUCAACCCCGUGGGCCCCCACUCGAAUAUUUUCAAGUAUUUUUGUCUUAAAUCACGGGUUGGCACCAAAAAAAGGAGAGAACCACGACAGGUUGAGGUUGGGACCAGUAGGACGAAACAAGCGGUGUCCUCAAGUGGCCGUUCACCAUGGACAACGCACACACAAAGACGGUUGAAGAAGUUUACAGCUUUUUUAACGUGAAUGAAAGCACAGGUCUGAGUUUAGAGCAAGUGAAGAAACAACGGGAACGAUAUGGACCAAACGAACUGCCAGCUGAGGAGGGUAAGUCCCUUUGGGAACUGGUGAUUGAACAAUUUGAAGACUUGCUUGUGAGGAUCCUUUUACUUGCUGCCUGCAUAUCCUUUGUGCUGGCCUGGUUUGAAGAGGGAGAAGAAACCGUUACAGCCUUUGUGGAGCCUUUUGUUAUCCUACUUAUUCUCAUAGCAAAUGCCAUUGUAGGAGUCUGGCAGGAGCGAAAUGCAGAAAAUGCCAUUGAAGCACUAAAAGAGUAUGAGCCAGAGAUGGGGAAGGUGUACCGCCAGGAUAGGAAGAGCGUCCAGAGAAUCAAGGCCCGGGACAUUGUACCUGGAGACAUUGUUGAGGUGGCAGUUGGGGACAAAGUGCCUGCAGACAUCAGGCUGUCUUCUAUCAAGUCAACCACGCUGAGGGUAGACCAAUCUAUUCUUACAGGAGAGUCAGUGUCUGUGAUCAAACACACUGACCCGGUGCCUGACCCUCGUGCUGUCAACCAGGACAAGAAGAACAUGCUCUUUUCUGGCACCAACAUUGCAGCUGGUAAGGCUGUUGGUGUGGUGGUGGCCACAGGUGGCAACACAGAGAUUGGCAAAAUCCGAGAUGAGAUGGCAUCAACAGAGCAGGAGCGCACACCACUGCAGCAAAAGCUGGAUGAAUUCGGACAGCAACUAUCUAAGGUUAUUUCACUGAUCUGCAUUGCUGUGUGGAUCAUCAAUAUUGGACAUUUCAACGAUCCUGUCCAUGGAGGCUCCUGGAUUCGAGGCGCUGUCUACUACUUCAAGAUCGCUGUGGCUCUGGCAGUUGCUGCUAUCCCUGAGGGUCUGCCUGCUGUCAUCACUACUUGCCUGGCGUUAGGAACACGCCGCAUGGCCAAGAAGAAUGCCAUUGUCCGCAGUUUGCCCUCUGUGGAGACCCUUGGCUGUACAUCUGUCAUCUGCUCUGACAAGACCGGCACACUGACAACCAAUCAGAUGUCUGUGUGCAGGAUGUUUAUCAUUGACCGAGCAGAGGGCGAGCACUGUUCCUUAAAGGAAUUCACUGUCACAGGCUCCACAUAUGCCCCGAAUGGAGAAGUGUACCAUGAUGCAAAACCAGUCAAAUGUUCCCAGUAUGAUGCCUUGGUGGAGCUGGCCUCUAUCUGUGCUCUCUGUAAUGAUUCCUCAUUGGACUAUAACGAGACCAAAGGUGUGUAUGAGAAGGUUGGUGAGGCCACAGAGACAGCUCUCACAUGCCUGGUGGAGAAGAUGAACGUGUUUGAUACAGAUGUUAAAGGCCUUUCCAAGAUUGAGCGAGCUAACGCCUGUAAUUCUGUCAUCAAGCAACUGAUGAAGAAAGAGUUUACCUUGGAGUUUUCCAGAGACCGGAAGUCCAUGUCUGUGUACUGCACUCCUAAUAAAGCCCGCUCCUCUGUUGGCAAGAUGUUUGUAAAGGGUGCUCCUGAGGGAGUGAUUGACAGGUGCACACAUGUCCGGGUGGGCAGUAACAAGGUGCCCUUGACCCCCGGCAUCAAGGAAAAACUAAUGUCUGUCAUCAGAGAAUAUGGAACUGGCAGGGACACCUUGCGCUGUCUGGCUCUGGCCACCCGAGACAACCCCAUGAGCAAAGAUGAACUGGUGUUAGAGGACUCCACCCGCUUUAUUGAGUAUGAGACUGAUCUGACGUUUGUCGGCUGUGUGGGCAUGCUGGAUCCUCCCAGAGCAGAGGUGGCAGCCUCUAUUCGACUCUGCCGUCUUGCUGGCAUCCGAGUAAUUAUGAUCACUGGAGACAACAAGGGAACGGCAGUGGCUAUCUGCAGACGUAUUGGUAUUUUUGGUGAGGAGGAUGACGUCUCCAGCAUGGCUUUCACUGGCCGAGAGUUUGAUGAUCUUUCACCUGCUGCACAGAGAGAAGCUGUGGUCAAGGCCCGCUGCUUUGCUCGUGUUGAACCUUCACAUAAAUCCAAGAUUGUGGAGUACCUGCAGUCCUAUGAUGAGAUUACAGCUAUGACUGGUGACGGGGUAAACGACGCUCCUGCUCUAAAGAAGGCUGAGAUUGGUAUUGCCAUGGGCUCAGGCACAGCUGUGGCCAAGACCGCCUCUGAGAUGGUGCUGGCUGAUGACAACUUUGCCACCAUUGUAGCUGCAGUUGAGGAAGGCAGAGCCAUUUAUAACAACAUGAAACAGUUCAUCAGAUACCUCAUCUCUUCAAAUGUGGGCGAAGUUGUCUGUAUCUUCCUGACUGCGGCUCUGGGCUUCCCUGAAGCUCUCAUCCCUGUUCAGCUGCUCUGGGUCAACCUGGUGACUGACGGCUUGCCUGCCACCGCAUUGGGCUUCAACCCACCAGACUUGGACAUCAUGAACAAACCCCCACGCAACGCUCGCGAGCCCCUCAUCUCUGGAUGGCUCUUCUUCAGAUACCUAGCCAUUGGAUGUUAUGUGGGUGCUGCCACUGUUGGUGCUGCUGCCUGGUGGUUUGUUGCUGCUGAGGAUGGACCAAGGAUUACCUUUUACCAGCUGAGCCACUUCCUGCAGUGUGCUCCAGAGAAUCCAGACUUCCAGGAUAUGGACUGUAAGGUGUUUGAGUCCCCUUACCCUAUGACAAUGGCCCUGUCUGUGCUGGUCACCAUUGAGAUGUGCAAUGCCCUAAACAGUGUGUCAGAAAACCAGUCCCUGCUGCGUAUGCCUCCCUGGGAGAACGUGUGGCUGCUGGGAGCCAUCUGCCUCUCCAUGUCUCUUCACUUCCUUAUCCUCUAUGUGGAGCCUCUUCCAAUCAUCUUCCAGAUCACCCCUCUGAAUCUGACACAGUGGCUGAUGGUGCUCAAGAUCUCGCUGCCUGUCAUUCUACUGGACGAGUUUCUCAAGUUUGCCGCCAGGAACUACCUGGAGCCCGGUAAAGACUUGGAGAAGCCUGCCGGCUCCAAAGGCUGCUCCCUGUCUGCAUGUAUGGAGGGCAUCUCCUGGCCCUUCGUGGCCAUUUCCCUCCCCUUGGUCCUCUGGAUCUACAGCUCCGACACUAACAUGGCCGACAUGUUCUGGUCCUGACUGACUUGAGCACAACCUCGACUUUUCCAUCCCCCCACCCAUCCCCCCCACCCCACUGCCAUCACUUCACUCUUUCCUCUCCCUCUCUGCCUUCCUACAUGUGCAUAGCUAGUGUGUGUGCGCGUUUGUAGAGUUAGUGUGUGUGCUUGUGCGUGCCUACCGUGUGUGUACGAGAAGGACCAACUUUAACAUAUGAAACGUAACAAAUAAUAUAAAAUGUUAACAUUGAGAAGUCACCUGUUUUGAGUUGGGAUAGGAUUUUGUGAAUGGGUGAGUCUUUAAAUGCGAGUGUUAGAAGACCAUCACUCCUAUAGCUGUGGACUUGUUGGUUUGAAAGAAAAUAUACUGUUGCCAUUUUUUUUUUUUUUUUUUGGUUUGUUAAUGUCAAUAUUGCCUUUUGAGGUUUAUAUUUUUAAUGAUUUUGGGAAUAUUUUUUGUCUCAUGUCACUACAGUAACAGGAGAUUGUUUUGCUUAGGUUCCCUCUUCAUGAAAAGAAAAUUUAAGAUAUCAGAAAUUCAUUGAUUUGUACAGAGAAUGAACACUAUUUUAUGCAAAAAAUUUUUUUUAAUGGCUCUGUAAAUUGUUUGACCAGUGUGGCUUAGACAUACCGCCUUGAUUUAUUUUCUAAUGUUUACCAUUGUGUCUUCAGUAUAAACUCAGAACUCUUUCAGAGAGGACCACCUCCAUGUGGCAGACGAGGAUGGGGAAAGGUUUGGGAGUGAACGUUUGAAUGCUCCGCUUAAACAAAAGAAAAAAAAAUCCUGAAAAAGAAAAGCCGCAUGUCCUGUGACCAAGCAUGAACUGUGUGUGGAUUCUCAUUUCUAAUUUAACUGUGUAUCCUGCCCCCCCCCCCCACCCACCCACCCCCCAUUGUUAGAGUAUAAAUUAACUUCAUGGAUGUUUUUUUUUUUUUAUUAUUAUCAUGAUUUGAAAAUAAGCCAGUUUUUCUGCACUGGGCAGAGCACAGCUACCUCAAUAUGAUAAAAGAAAUGUUUUUGCUCAUCUCUAGAUGCUUUUCCUCUAUGGUCUUGCUAGAGCGUAACAUCUGAGGUGUGCCCCUAUUUGCUUGUGCAGAAAACCAAGAACACAAACUUCCUUCACUCUAACACUUUUAAGGAUAUAUAUUGUUUGUAUUGAUUGACAUUCAUUAACUUUAUUUGUGUUUUGCUCUGGAGACAGAACUGGUUGGGGAUGGUGUAUGUUAAUUACCAUCUCCAUGGCGUUUGAUUCAAAGGACAGUAAUAUUAAAGUCUUAAGGAAAAAAUACUAAUACAAAUACUCCAACUUGAACUUGGAUUGCAAAUAAGAACCCAAAAUGUUGUUUUUUACUUCAAGGAAAAAUACACUUUUGAAACCUUUGAAUCAAAGUGUUUUCUGUCUUUAUUUAAUAGAUUGAGGCCAAUGGUUAUCAACAUUAUUCAUAUCCAGUGUUUUUGUAUGUGCAUUAUACUUGAAUACAAAUCAUUUCAGACAUAUGAAUGCUUCAGUUUUCUUGGCACAACAUGACGGGAAGGAGAUAUUCACAACACAGUGGAACAGAUCUUGUGUGAAUUUGACUUGCAGGCUUUAAUAUUUGGAGAUCUUAGUUUGUGUUGGGCAUACCAUACUUUGUGGUAGUGUAUACGUGUUGGGUCAGAGCCCAGUCAACUGCACUAAUCCUGAGAAUCCUUUUGUAUGGAAAUUUCCAAGUGUGAGAAAAACCCCUGUCUAAAGCAUGUGUUUUUUCGGGGUAGAAGCCUGGGUGUGUUUGUGUUCCACUUAACAACUGUGUGCUUUCUUCCUCAAUGCCUUCCAUUGGCUCCCCUGUCACUAGAGUUGGCUCUCAUAAAAAGCUUCAUAAAACUUAAAGAGUGGGCUCAGAGGCUGGAGUUGUCCUACCAUCCAGCAUGUGUGCUCACUCUAACCUCACACACCUCAGACACCAUGAUGACCAGCAGUGUGUGUACCUUUGCACCAACAAAAAAAAAAAAAGGACAUGUUUUCACAGUAAUAAGACCAAAUACAUAACGGUGUAUACUAUAUAAAGUGGUUGGGCUGGAAACAUAGGUCCUUGGCCCCAUGCACCACAACACAUGAACACAAUUAUACCUCUGUGUGCAGAUGCUAUAUCAAUAUGACACUAUUCCAGUUUUGUGUGCAGGGAAGUUCUCGACACCCUCAACGUCCCUUCUUGCAUGAAGAAUUUGUUUCCAACUUUCAUGGUAGCGUAGAGAAUCUUUGAAACCACUUGGUUGAAUGGUCUUAGCUGUACAUCAGUGUACAGAAAUCAUGCAUGUGUUUCAGCUGUAUGUAGGCUUUGCAAUUUGUAUUUAUAGAUUCUAAUGUAUAAUACUCCAAUGACAUAUUAAGAUGGUUUUAAGAUGGAUAUAUAUAUCGUAGAUAUUGGGAAAUCACUGUUUUUAUUGUAACGGUUUGGGUAAUUUGCACAAUAUUAGACAAUGAGAAGUGACUCAUGCUGAACCUGACUGCUCUACUUGAGUUUGAUUUUUAAUCCUCUCCCUGUUAACUGCUGUGGGCCGAUCACUGAACCAUUUACAUUCUGAUGAAUUAGUCCUUUUGAAAUGAGGACUACAGACUGGUUAUCCUGCAAUACAACAGUGUUCUCCUGUUUUCAUAUAGCCUCUGCAUUAUUAUUAUUAUCAUGUAUCCUUAUCAACUGCUGUAAAACUGUGAUCUAAUGUGAGGGGGCCUGUGCAGUCCCUUCAGUAACUCCUGGUCGAAGAACAAUAUUAACCAUGUGUAAAAAGACGAUCAUUAUUGAGGAUGAAUAAUGAUUGUAGAUGCAUUACUGAGGUUGUGGUUUCAGGUAAAUAAAAUAAUAUAGUAUUUGAA
Messenger RNA from Seriola aureovittata, 6491 nucleotides. It is a transcript of the gene atp2a2b, whose product is annotated as ATPase sarcoplasmic/endoplasmic reticulum Ca2+ transporting 2b. Gene Ontology annotation, cellular component: membrane. Gene Ontology annotation, molecular function: P-type calcium transporter activity; ATP hydrolysis activity; ATP binding. Bases 530 to 3658 code for a protein of 1042 amino acids. Gene Ontology annotation, biological process: intracellular calcium ion homeostasis; calcium ion transmembrane transport. The transcript has 24 exons. The record is from RefSeq and is a predicted model, not a curated record. NCBI's taxonomy places the organism in Eukaryota, Metazoa, Chordata, Actinopteri, Carangiformes, Carangidae.